UUAACGCAUUCAGAUAUCUUAAAUAGGAACGUAUACUUUUAAAACUAGAAAUCCGAAACCGCUAGUAAUCUUUCUAGACCCAAAUCAUCGGUGACUGUGAAUGGAUACAGAAAUGUAUCUAAACGAACUACAACCACUUCACACAAAGAUCCUGGUCAACAAUACAAGCGUGUGAUGUAUGUUAAUUGGUACUGCUGCUGACAAUAUCAUCGAGAUGUCUCAACACUCGGCCACAUUGGAAUGUAGUAUUUGUAUGUCGGAUUUCAACGAACCUCGAUUUCUCAGUUGUUUUCACUCUUUCUGCACUCCCUGUCUGGAACCCAUACUACGGAAGUGGUCUAGGAAAGGAAGCUUUCCUUGCCCAAUGUGUAGAGCCGAAAUAGUUAUACCUCCCGAAGGAGUGAAUGGAUUCCAAAAGAACUUUUACGUGGCACAACCAAAACCUAAAGCCAAAACGACUGUGUACAAGACACCAGAAACUGAUUUCCCGUGCGAAAUUCAUUCCACGCACACGGUUUACAUUUACUGCAUACCAUGUAAACAAAAAUUGUGUGUUAGGUGUAAGGAGGAACAGCACGUGGACCAUGAUGUGGAAUAUAUCUCGGUUGCUUCCGAGAGGGAAAGGCUCAAAAUGGCAGAGGUAACUAAAAAUGCCCAGGAAUUCCUCGGAUCUGUUGAGGAAACACUGGCUAAUGCUCACACUGAAUAUUCUCGGAUGACUAAAGAAAUAACAUCGCUGAAACUAUCGGCGCGUGACCAUGCUGAGAAAAUGAAGAAUGCAAUUGAUAAAGACCUUCUUGCGUUAGGAAAGCAUCUUGAUUCCGAAAGAAGAGCAAGGAAGAAAAAACUGCAGCAAUUCGCUUUAGAAAUGGACGACAAGAGGAAAUCAGUCGCCAGUGUCAUUCAAAAAAGCAGUGCAACUGUCAUGAACGAAUCAGAGAUCGAUAUUCUAGAUAACAGUCGUUCUAUCAUGAAUCGAUUCCUUAGCCUCGUUCGAGAACGCAUAGAAUAUCCUCGCGAGGAAUACUCCUUCCAACCACGUGAAAUACCAAAUCUUGGAAGCAGGGCUAUUGGUGAUGUGUUAAACCAAUCUAUGUCGGCUAUAAGUGUUUCGAUUCCAAAACGAGUCCUUUACGUUCCUAUGUUCGAGGUCAAGGCCAUAUCUUCAUUUAAGACCUUGAGCGGUGAGAACAAGGUGACGAGUAUUGCGCCCAUUUCCAGCACGCUAGCAUGGAUCUGUUACAAUAACGGUAAAACAAUUUACCUGUGCAACAAGGAUGGCGUCGAAAGGAAACGAAUAGCACUUCCAGGAAAAGUAGCGGAUAUUUCUGUCAGUCGCGAAGGAAAUCUAACGAUAACUAGUCACAAUGGCAACUUCAUUUGGCAAGUUGACAAGACAUACACGGGAAUAGUUCGCGAAGACACAUUUCCUCAUAAACCGCGAGAUAUAUGCUCGAGCACCAAUGGUUUAUACGCUACAUUCAUUGUAUCUGCGAAUCUUCUGAACUUUGAUAUGAAAGCAAAACUCGUAAAGUUCGACGGAGAUAUGUCAAGUGAAAAGGAAAUCCCCAUCACAGAAAAGGAUGACAACAUCCUCAAAUCUCCCAGGGGGAUAUCCGAACAUGCGAAUGGAGAUUUGUUGAUAGCCAAUUAUUGUGGAAACAACUACUAUGAGAUCGUUGUAUUUUCGCCUAGCUUGCAGAUUCUUGGGAAAUUUAAGUGCGAGACAUCGGAGACGACGGAUGUUUUGAAGCCGGCAGCUAUUUGUUGUGACGUGUUCGGAAAUACAUUUGUGUCCGAUUCAGAUAAAGGGAGAAUAUUUCUAAUGGACAAGCAACGAGAUCGAUUUCGACCAUUUCUUGGACCAGAACAUGGUAUAACAUGUCCAGGAGCAAUCGCCGUUGAUGGAACGGACCAUCUGUGGGCGAGCAAUUCCGAUACGGGGACAGUAACAGUGUUUAGGUACAUGAAAUGACUCGAUAGCAGUACAUGUGUCAAUAACUGUUACUUUUAUGUACGGACGGUUGGACGCAGGGCUACAUGUACGUGCCCAAUUGGUCACUAGCUGGAGCCCUGGCACUGUGCUGUUUCCUUGAACAUGGUACCUGAACUUCACUCUGUUUUGUUCCAUAAAACUCAGAAGUUAGUGCAUGGUAGGACAGUGCAAGAAAUGUAUGUUAGCUGUUGUCACCAAAAGAAAUGGCAGCUCCGGCUGAGACAGUAUGCACCUCAGGGAGUUGAGAAAGACAUGCAUUAGCUGGUUGCGAAAGGCCCAAUAACCGCCGAUAAUAAUUUGUGAACUGUUUUAAGACGGCUUUGAUUCUGUGAUAUAGCGGUGUAUGAAACCUCAAAUUAUUAUUGAUUAUAUUAUGUCGCAGCUGACACGCUAUAUUUUGUACAUACAAAUGUAGAGAAGAUCUUGCAUGUAUUGUGUUGUGGUGCGUGGAAUAGGUUUUUGAAGUGGUUAAUAUAUGAAGAAUGGUAAACAGAAUCCUGAUAAUUAAUCACCGGUAGUAGCUUAUUUUCUGCUCAAUAUUCAAUUUUAUAAUCGGCUCAAUUUUGGGUUUACAAAAUGCUUACAGAAUUGAACGGAGUUCUGAAUAUUAAUCUUUAUCAUAAUAUUGCUGAUAAUUUCAGUGACAAAUUUUAAUUAGAAAAAUAACACAGACACAAUGUUUGUGUUUAAAUCACCCUUGAUUGAUCGUCUUGAAUUUGAUGUGUUUUAUUAUUAUUA
This is a messenger RNA of Pecten maximus, 2734 nucleotides long. RefSeq names its product tripartite motif-containing protein 2-like. The record is from RefSeq and is a predicted model, not a curated record. Bases 179 to 1975 code for a protein of 598 amino acids. Gene Ontology annotation, molecular function: zinc ion binding; ubiquitin-protein transferase activity. The transcript has a single exon. Gene Ontology annotation, biological process: positive regulation of DNA-templated transcription. Lineage: Eukaryota; Metazoa; Mollusca; Bivalvia; Pectinida; Pectinidae. Gene Ontology annotation, cellular component: chromatin; nucleoplasm.